Metopolophium dirhodum (rose-grain aphid) is the source of this 3873-nucleotide messenger RNA. RefSeq names its product inverted formin-2-like. Gene Ontology annotation, molecular function: small GTPase binding; actin binding. The transcript has 15 exons. The record is from RefSeq and is a predicted model, not a curated record. Bases 180 to 3314 code for a protein of 1044 amino acids. Gene Ontology annotation, biological process: actin cytoskeleton organization. Lineage: Eukaryota; Metazoa; Arthropoda; Insecta; Hemiptera; Aphididae.
GCAGUCAAGAUAGGUACCUACCUACCUACCGUCAUUGAACCUCAACUUGUGCUCGUAGCCACAGCAAUGUCAUUUAAGUAUAAUGUGCCGUUGAAGAAUUUAGUGUACGAAAGUGCUAUGAAGUAUUAUGCGUAGACGUCUGGACUUUUUCAAUUUUCAAGCUUAUAAAAUUAUAAAAUAUGACUACGCAAAACCAAUGGAUGAGAUUAGCGAAUCUUGUGAAGACUAACAAUGGCACAACAAUUAACAAUGAGAAAAAUCGGCUCAGUGGGUCAAAGCUGCUGGCCGACAUGAGAAAUGGUGUAAACCUUUCAAAAUGGGAACCAGAACUCUGUAUAAAAAUGUUACAGUUACCUGGCGUUGACAAUUAUUUGGCGAUCAAGAAAUUGAUAAAAAAAGCUGACAAGAAAUGGAUCGAAGAGUUCCUGCAGAGAGAUGGUCUGGGCACGCUGUUGAGCAGCUUAGGCACGACGGGCGGAAAAUCUCUGACGGACACGAUGGCCCAGUUGCAAUGCGUCGAAUGCCUGCGUGCUGUCGUCAGGUCCAGGACCGGAUUGAAAUACAUAUCCACUCAUCUGGAAUACUCUUCAUACUUGGCUUCGGCAGUACUCGUAUGCAAUAAUACGACCGUAAAGCUUCAAGUAUACGAACUGUUGUGCGCGUUGUGCGUGUUCUCCUCGGACGGGAUGAUUUUCGUAAAGUCUGUCUUGUCACACAUUAAGAUGAAACAAGAAUUGCGACACGAUUACGAAAUCGUAGUGAUGGAACUGCAGCUGGCGGACACGUUCGCUUAUCAAACGACUCUGUUGGCUUUCGUCAACUGUCUGAUACUUGUCGAACAGAAUCCGAGGAGGAGAACGUGUGUCAGAAACGAACUGAUUGCUCUUGGACUACGGACGGCUAUCGAUAACAUGGAGGGUUACGAAGAUGACGCAUUACAAAUACAAAUUGCCGUGUUCGAAGAGCAUCAGUUGGCCGACGAAAAUCAAUCGCCUCAGAAAUCGCACCAACAGCUACUUAACGAGUUACGGUCUAAGAUAUCAAACACGUUAUACGACUCGUAUUUGCAAAACAUUUUACUGCAAAUGUCUGAAAUGGAUUACAGUGAUACAAAAAUUAAUGACAUUUGGAAUUUGAUCAACGAAGUCAUCUGUAAUGAUCCACGAGCCAUAUUGGAUAUAUACAGGAAAACUUCAAAAACACAUUCUACGGGGUCUCAAACUGACGAGAAAAGACUUAUUAAAGGUUUAUCUCCGAAUGCCCGACGCUGCAGCUUAAAUAUACCAAAAGAUAAGCGAACCACUAUUAAACUUAAAAGACCGUCACUGCCCGCGCUUCCAGUCGUCAGCAAAUUAGACGGACACACUAAUUCGAACAGGCGCCAUAUUAAAAGCCCUAUUCAAUGUUCUAUAUUUACUCAGACAGACCGUGCGUGUUAUUGUGACGGUAUUGGACUUACUGUAGUUGACAGUAAUCCCGAGCUGAAUAAUAACCGUCCAAAUUUAUUGGACGUAAACUGUGUAAAAAAUGAUGCUUGUAAAUCGCUGGAAUCAUCAUGUAAAAGCUCAGUAAUACCACCUCCUCCCCCACUUCCAAUUACAACAGGAAUUCCGCCACCACCGCCACCACCGCCACCACCACCAUCUUCAACACCAAAAAUUCCACUACCGCCACCACUUCCAUCGACAGGAAUAUCGCCACCACCACCCCCUCCUUUACCAUUCAUGGCACCUCUGCCACCUCCUUUGCCAGGAAUGGCACCUCCACCACCUCCUUUGCCCGGAAUGGCACCUCCACCACCUCUGUUGCCUGAAAUGGUACCACCACCACCUCCCUUCCCAGGAUUGCGGUCUCCAGAGCUACUUUUGGUACCGGAGAAAGCUACUCAAUCAUUAACAACAUUGUCAUCGUCAAUGGAAUUGAUGGGACUUGGUAUAACUAUUCCGAAUAUCACUGAUGGUCAUCGGACAGUACCUACAAGAAGAACGAAUAACAAUAUUAAAUACUACUCAUUACCAAAAACCAAAAUGAAGACUUUGAACUGGACCAAGGUCAACAACCAAUAUUUAGACAAUUCCGUUUGGUCGUCAGCAGACCCUCCUAACUUAAAUAUAAACUUCAGGAAAAUUGACGAACUUUUUUGUCAAAAACCCAGAGCAAAAUCUUCUCCUGCAGUUUUGUCGCCCAACGGUAUUUCCAAAUCGAACGUCGUGAAUAUAUUAGACAAUAAUCGGAGUUUAGCGAUCAACAUAAUGCUGAAACAGUUUAAAUCCGGUUCACAUGAAAUUUUAGAUGCGCUCCAGAAUGGGACGACAAUUCCUCUUGAAAAACUAAAAGGCCUUCAACGGGUUUUGCCCACAGACGAAGAGAUAAAAUUGAUAAAGAAAAAAGACGCCAACAAGUCGAUUAUCGGAUCGGCCGAGCUGUUUUGUCUGCAACUCAACAGCAUAAACAACUACCAGUUGAGAAUAAAACUCAUGAUCGAAAAAGAAGAACUACCUGUCAUAGUAUCAGAAAUACACGGUCAACUGGAAAGCAUCAAAGAAAUGUGCGAUGACCUGAUAACAAAUCAGCCGUUCAAGCAAUUCUUGUCGCUUGUGUUGUUUAUCGGCAACUACUUAAAUGCCGGAAGCUAUGCUGGCAACGCGAGCGGAUUUACAUUGGAUACGUUGCCUAAAUUGCUCGACACCAGAGCCAACAAACCUAGAGUUACUUUCCUCCAUUUCGUCGUCGAAAUGGCGCAGACGAACAAUAUGGACGACAUACUGAGUUUCACCAAGUACACCGCGGCGCUCAGGAAUCUCUCCAGGAUAUCGUUUUUGUCGCUGGAAGACGAAAUCAACAUCAAAACGAAACAGAUCAGAAAGUUGCAUUUAGAGUUGUCAAAACAAACGAAAAAACAGAUUUGCUCUCAAUUCUCAGAUUUUAUGAAGCAAGCCGUUAUUGAUAUCGAAACUUUAAACAAGGAGUAUAAGAGUGCAAUGGAGGUAAUUCAAAGAGUAGCCGUUCAUUUCGGCGAGGACGUUAACAAAUUUAAAAUCGAAGAAUGCUUUGCUUUGUUAGGAAAUUUCUUCGAGCGAAUCGACUCGGUUGCUAAGGAAAAUACAAACCGCAGGAUUCAAGAGGAAAAGAAUAAAAUACUCGCCGCUAAAUUGGAAAAAGAGAAGGACGUCCCGAAUGUUAAGAGGCGCGCCCGAGGAUCUAUGGUACCCAAAGACGAAGAAGUAUGCAUAGUGGAUUUGGUGUUGCGAGAUAUUAGGAGAGGAUCGUUUAAUUUAAGAAGCGUAAAAUCUGAAGGUGAAAAGCACAUCUAAUACGGCAUACCAAAUAUUGGAAUGUUUUAGAGCGAAGCAAGUGCAUAUUCCACACCAUUUAUGUUAUAUAAUAUAUUAUAAAUAAUUCCAGAAAGUUGAUUAGGUACAACUAUUAUAAAUACAAAAAUACUGCAUCAUAUAAGACUUUCUAUCAAAAACUAUUCAAAAGUGUCAAUCUUAGCAAAUAUUAUCAUAGAAACAUUAUAGUUGUAAUUUUCGUCUUACAGUUAUUUUAUAUUUAUUUAAUUUCUUUACAAUUUUUUUUUUAUGGAUUAUUGUUUUUUUUUUGACUUUAAUUCAUAUACCAUUCUUACCACUCUUUGUUCUUUUUUUUUAUACGAUAAUUUAGUAUUAUAAUCAACACCUUAUUUAUACAUUUAUAAUAACGUUUUCGAUGUAUCUUUGUUUUUAUUUUUUUAUACUCUUAUCGAGGAUUAUGGAAACAACUAAAAUAUUGUAUAUUUAUGGUUAUGUAGGUUUUAAGCUUAAUCUACUAGAAUCUAAAAUAUUUAUUAUAUAAGUUAUGGAUUUUAUCGUGCCAUUAUAUGAGUUCAAAUGA